Cheilinus undulatus (humphead wrasse) is the source of this 683-nucleotide messenger RNA. The record is from the annotation of a RefSeq genome assembly. NCBI's taxonomy places the organism in Eukaryota, Metazoa, Chordata, Actinopteri, Labriformes, Labridae.
AUGACACUAAGCUUCUUCGACCAAUUUAUAAGCCCCAUCUUCCUAGGAAUUCCCCUAAUAGGUAUCGCUCUCGUACUCCCCCUCCUCUUCUUCCAAAAAUCUUCCCCACAGUGACUGACCAACCGACUUCAAACCCUUCAAAGCUGAUUUGUCAAUCGAUUCACCCAACAGCUUCUUCUCCCUUUAAGCCCAGGAGGACACAUCUGAGCCCUCAUUCUUACAUCCUUAAUAGUCUUCCUUCUUUCCCUUAAUAUGCUGGGCCUCCUCCCAUACACCUUCACACCAACCACGCAACUCUCACUAAACAUAGCCCUCGCCGUCCCCCUUUGACUCGCUACAGUCCUCAUCGGCAUACGAAACCAACCAACUAUUGCCCUCGGCCACCUACUCCCGGAGGGAACCCCCACACCCCUCAUCCCAGUUCUCAUUGUGAUCGAAACCAUCAGCCUAUUCAUCCGACCUCUAGCCUUAGGCGUCCGACUAACAGCUAACCUCACAGCAGGCCACUUGCUUAUUCAACUCAUUGCUACAGCCGCUUUCGUACUCAUCCCCCUCAUACCCACCGUUUCACUUCUAACAACAGCCCUUCUUCUUCUACUCACCCUACUAGAAGUAGCCGUCGCAAUAAUUCAAGCCUAUGUCUUCGUCCUCCUACUAAGUCUUUACCUACAAGAAAACGUCUA